Messenger RNA from Acanthoscelides obtectus, 1558 nucleotides. Lineage: Eukaryota; Metazoa; Arthropoda; Insecta; Coleoptera; Chrysomelidae. The record is from the annotation of a GenBank genome assembly.
UGUUCCAUCUCAAGUUCUUAAGAUUCAGUGCUUAAGAUUUUGUGCUUAAGAUGUCGGACCAUUUAUCGUUUAGUGAUGAUGAUUUGGAAGAACUAUUGGAAGUUAUUGAAGUACCGACAACACUUGGAAGCUGUCAAUAGUGUCAAUCGAAUAGCAGCUUGGUAACAGCACAAAAUAGAGGGCAAAUUGGCAACAGUGUUGAAUACGCAAACAGUUCCAAAGUCGUUCGCGGUAAACGAAAAUCUCGAACUAGAAAAUAAUUGGACAUGCGCAUUUGUGUAAUUCUGGAUGGUUCAGUUUUAGUUCCGAACUGGUUCAUUUUUUGACCCGCGAACGCAAUUAAUGUUUUUCGAUUCGAUACCGAAUAUUUUCGAUAGGUCAAUGCAUCAUGGGCGAGAAUGGCGUUUUUUUCACUUUCACUCAGUAGCGAUAUUGAGGACGUGUACUCUCUGAAGUAGGCGUGGUUUACACUAAAUAAGACCACGCCUCUUUUCCUAGUCGCGCAUUAACAGAAUGACCCCAAAGUUUCUGACAGAAAUGACAGGUCUUCUGUCUAUCUGUCAAGUCGUCCUCUUAUUUCGGUUCUCGUUUAUACAACAGGAAAAAAUGCAGACUUGCAAAAGGCGUAAUCGAGGACGUUCAAAGCACGGCCGUGGACAUGUGAAACCCGUAAGGUGCACCAAUUGCGCCAGAUGCGUUCCUAAAGACAAAGCUAUCAAAAAGUUCGUCAUUAGGAAUAUCGUCGAAGCUGCCGCUGUUAGGGAUAUUACUGAAGCCUCAGUGUACACCCAGUAUGUCCUUCCAAAGUUAUAUGCAAAGUUACACUACUGUGUAUCUUGCGCUAUCCACAGCAAAGUAGUGCGUAACAGGAGUAAGAAGGAUAGGAGGAUUAGGACCCCGCCCCAGAGGAACUUCCCAGGUCGUGACAACAACAGGGCUAACGCUCAACAGAGAAAGUAGAAUAUGAUUUUUUUAAAACAAUAAAUGAAAAAAAUCAUCUGGUAAUUUUAUUUUUAUGUCUAACAACCUUCCUACUCAUAAUGAAAAAAGUUCCAAGGAAAUGCAGGUAUUUGGAAUAAAACCAGUAUUUGAUAUGUGAUAUUUAUUGUUAAAACAUGCCCUGUAAUCUUCUAUUAGUAAAUAGAAUUUUGAAGUCUUUGGCUCUUAAUACUGAGGAUGAUAAUGUAGAAUCACCUUGGUUAAACUUCAACAAAUAGUAAUGGAGGAAUAAAAAAAACACAUUAUGUCCAAACAUAAUUACAAUUGAAAUGAUGGGUUUAAUCAAGAUAAUUCUAGAUACUGCAUUCAAGUUAUCAAAAUAUACAAUUCCAGUAGUUGCCUGCAUAUUUAGACUCUUAUAUUAUAAUAAAUGCUAAAAAUUGAGAGCACAUGCACCCUCAAUUUUAAUGUUAAUUUUAAGCUCUAGGUAUAUAAUUCCAUGAAUAGAUUCCUUAGGCCUUAAAAAAGAUAGACAUGCUGUAUUUAGAAUUUUGAGAGCAUAAAAUGAAGCUGAGUAUUGAGAUUAGAAUUUUUCAAGUCGACCUUAGGUAGGUACCAC